GUUGUUUUGGCCCGGAAGUAAAUGUAGAUGUGAGUAGUUUAGUAAAGAAGACCGGCAAUGAAGAUUAUUGAAUCGUCGUUUUAGUUACUAUUCUAAAGAAAUCUACUGUGAAGCAGCUUUGUCAUGCCUGUCAGCCUCCACCCACUCCUCUCUGUCCGGGUGUAAACCAUGGUGGAUGCGGAUGAAAUCUCCAAACUCUGCUACGAGCGUUUCAAAGAGCUUCCCCGGAGAGGGAAGCCUGAUCCGGGCAGAGAGUGGACCCUGCUGGCCGCUGUGGUCCAAACCAGCCGGUGUGCAGAAGACUCUGACAGAGGUUAGACAAACUUUUCAAAUCCACCUUACUGAAUCAAUCCUGUCAGUACUUAGAGCAUUUAACUCUUAUUUUUAAGAAAUUAAAGCAUAAAUCUUUUUUUAUAAUUAAUGGAGCUAUGAUUUUUAAAAAAAAAUGAACAUAACCUUUUAUAAAAAUUUGUGACUAUAUUUUUUCCAACUAAUCAAAAACCAUAUCUUAUUUUUAUCUCACUUAUUUCAGUCCUCUACCUGCAAAUCUGUCUCUUGGGCCUUUAAUAUAUUGUACAGUCUUUGUCAGCUGUCAAAGUAGACAGAAGUAGAGGAAACAAUGUUAAAUGAAGUAUAUUUAUUCAAUCACGUGUGUGUCUCUGUUCGUGCACACAUGCUCCUCUCCACCCUUAUAUAAUAAAUCAGUGCAACAGUUGGGCCACACUGUCUGGACAAGACCUUAAAGUAAAUCUUUGUUUCAAGUACGAUGGACUAUAACCAACACCAAAAUACAGUCAACACCAAAAUUAUUGAUAAAAAUAAUGAUAACAACGAAAAUAGCUCAUAAGAGUUUAAGUUAAGAACUGAUAUCGAGCCAUUUUCCAUGGUUUUCUUGAUAAUAACCAAAAUCACUUGAGUUCUAACAUCAAUACUUAUGGCAUUGUUCUGCCAAAAACAAAGCUUUUAGUCAUUCCAUGUUUUCUCUCCUGUCUGUUGGUCACAUGAUACACACAGAAGUUAGUCCUAGAUUGGAUAGCCACUGUUUUUAAUGACUGCAGCCAUGUGUCUUGGCAUGCUCUCCACCAGCUUCUGACAUUGUUCUGCUGUCACAGCAACCCACAAAAUUUCUACCAAAUCUGAUUUGUUUUUGGGCUUGUGGUUUUCCAUUUUGAGUCUGAUGGUGUUCCACAGGUUUAUAAUUGGAUUAAGAUCCAGUGAUUGAGCAGGCCGAGGCAUGGUUCGAAUGUUUUGGUUCUCCAUCCAGACUUAAAUUGACUUUGCCGUGAGGCAAGGGGCAUUGUCUUGUUGGAAAAUCCAGUCAUUUGAGCCAGGAAAGAGUUUAUCAGCUGAUGGAAGAAGACUGUUUUCAAGAGUAGCUCUGUAUGUGAUCUGGUUCAUUCGCCCGCCACACAACUGCAUUUGCCCUGUUCCACCCAUACUGAAACAACCCCAGAUCAUCAACGAUCCACCCCCAUAUUUUACUGGAGGGGCAAGACAGUCUGGUUUGUUGGCUUCUCCAGGCCUCCUCCUAACCAGUAAGUUGUCUGGAAUGGGCAUCAACUCAAAAUUGGAUUCAUCACUAAAGAGAACCUUAGCCCAAUCAUCAACAGUCCAAUCCUUGAGAUCCCUAGAAAAGAGUAACCGAGACUUCCUCUGCCUUUCGUUGAUGAAGGGCUUCUUCUGUGCCCUGUGUGACUUUAGACCAGCUUCAAGAAGUCGAUUUCAAACUGUCCUUGCUGAACAAGUCACAUUUCGUUUUUUGGCUACCUGUCUCUUUCUCAUGCCAAUUUCCAGCGUUGCCAAGAUGGCUGCCUUUGUGGCGUCAGUCACUUAUUUUGUCUUAGACAUAAUGUUAGAGCUGACAACAUCUUAGUUGUGCUAUGACUUGAAUGUCAGCGGUAAACAACUCUAGGCCUUUGCAUGUGCAGUGCUGCUAAUGACAUGAAAUGGCCUCUCAUUUACCCUGGGAACACAAUUAAGCUUAAGCGUGUCAAAUAGGUCAUAAAAUAUCAUGGAAUCAGCUGCAUUUUUAGUUUCAUUCAUCGUAUUUUCAGGUUAUAUACCUUUAGUGGUAUCCGGCAUGAAAAUAAACAAGAAAUUGAAGAAAACAAAGAUGAUCUAAUAGUUUUUUCCAUGACUGUGUAGUGAGGUGAAACAGCACAGCACAAACAUUGAGUUUGAAAAUACAGACUUUAAAUGAAAAAAAGCACUGUAGACUUCAUAAAAUACUUAGACGAAGCAAGUGGGAGAAACAACAAUAAAACAAAUGAAUGAAAAAAUAACCAUUAUACUACUACUUAUAAUAAUGAUAAUGUAGAAAGUGUAUUUAUACAGAAUAGUAGACAAGUUGUGUUGUAGGCUGUGUAAUAAUGGAGCUUUUCUCUUCUUUCCACAGUGGAAAAAAAGGUUGUGUCCUUGGGAACUGGAACCAAAUGUAUCGGACAGACAGCUAUGAGUCCAAACGGUGUGUGUGGUCUUAAUAUUGUUGCUGUAACUGCUGCUGCUGCUGCUGUCUCCAGGCUGCGAUGGGUUCUCAGUGGCAGCAUGAAGUCCAGGACUUAUACUUAAUAACUAUUCAUGAUGCUAAGAGGGAUGUUUAGUGCGCCCCAACACAUUCAUCACACUUAGUGCAUUUGGCCAAAUCGUGCUGGGAUGGCCUUCCUCAACCUUCCUCAGCCAGGCCUGUUUUGAUGCAUCCAAGCCAUGUUGGCCUUUAGAGUUGUCCUGAUCCCUGAUGUUUGCAGUUGACAAAUACAUUUAUCAAGCUGUGUGAAACACUGACAUCUGGGAAAGCUUAUAAGACUCCCGUUUAAAUAUAUAUAUCUAUUAAAACUUUUGAAAUCGUACGUCAAUAUAUCUUCCUCAUGUCUUUUUAGGUGAUGUACUAAAUGACAGUCACGCUGAAAUCAUUGCCAGGAGGGGAUGUAUCAGGUCUGUUUUCAGUUUUUUCUCGUGCUUCAUACUGACUCACUCCUGCAUACAGUGUGAUUGAGGGCUCUCACUGUCUUACUGUCUGCUGUAUGUGUGUGUGUGCAGGUAUCUGAUAGCAGAACUUCACAGAGCCGUGAACGGCGAGGGAAGCUCUGUGUUCUGUCAGGCAGACGAGCGAGGGAAGUGGAAGCUUCAGCCUGGAGUUUCCUUCCUGUUCUUCACCAGCCACACUCCCUGUGAGUUUGCAGUUGACAAAACAUAACCACAAAAACUUAUUUAAACUUAUGGACCUACAGAAUUAAAAUCAAGUCUUUUUUAAAGAAUCUAUUUCUAUCUAUGAAAAGAGGUGAAUUUUAAAUCUCAGAUCUUGUUCCAGGUGGUGUUUUAUCGACUUUUUUCCUCCGGCUUUUUUUGUGCCAGAUUUAGUAAUAUCCAUUUUUCAUGUAUGAGAAUCAUUUAUAGAAAUUAAAAAUGAGAGAAACCUCAUAAUUAUCACAUCACUGAUGGAUUUUCAGACAAUUUUCCUGCAUUCCCCUCCUGUCACCUGAGACAAUUUUACCGAAUGAAUUUUUGCUUGAAUAAUUUGCUUCUUAUCAGGUGGAGAUGCUUCCAUUGUCCCCAUGACUGAAAGCCAAUCUCAGCCCUGCCCCCCUGUUACUACAUCUGCAAAUAGUUCAGAGAGAACUGAUGGAGUCGGGAAUCUGAAAAGGAAAACUGAGGAACCUAAUGAAGUGAAAAACAUCAAAGUUUGCCGUCUGGAGGAACAGGAGACAACCGAGGCAUUAAAAAGUGAAGAUCUCUCCAAGACUCCCUCUACAAAAACACCCGUGGAAACUUUCUCACAAGGUUCAGCUGGAUUGGAGACAAAAACCAGAGGCCUUUCUGACAGAGCUGGACUAGAUCCACAAGUCCCAGACAUCCACAGAACCGGAGCUAAGUGUGUCCCUGGGGGCCCAACAGACCCUCUGCACCCUGGGACAGGAUACCACAGCACAGGGGUCUUGCGGGUGAAGCCUGGGCGAGGUGAGCCGACUCUUUCCCUCUCCUGCAGUGACAAACUGGCUCGCUGGGGGGUGCUGGGUUUCCAAGGUGCACUGCUGUCCCACUACCUACAGGAGGCGCUCUACUUCAGCACUGUGGUGGUGGGCAAGUGUCCGUACAGUCAUGAAGCGAUGCAGAGAGCUUUGAUCAGCAGGUGAGGAGGGAGGUCAGGAGGAGAAGGUUGUUGAUAAGUAGUUAAAUAUAGAGAGACUUCAAAGUUGUUUUUUUGUCGUACAGUGUGUAAAAGAAUAUAUGUGUAAGGUUUUGAGAGCAGGAAUUUUAUCUUACCACUCAUAUUACUUGACGUAAUUUGUUUUGUUUUGCGCUGCUUUUUUAAAAAAUAAUCAUUGUUUUGUCUAUGAAUACAUGAAUAGAGGUUAGCCUCAUCACUUCAACUGGAAAAACUCAAGACUGAGAUCAGUGAGGAGUGUGUCAAAAUGAAGGAGUGAAUCUUAAAGUAUAAUCUUCUCUUCUUAUAUUUAAGGAAAUACUGUUUACACUCAUGCCAUAUAGAGUUUAGACAAAUUAGUUGAGGCUCCUGCUCAGUGUUUGAAGGGUUUGUCUUUUGUGUGGGUGAGCCAGCAGCCUUUCUACAAUGACAUCCCUCCCCCUGUUUCUCUCCAGGUGUUCCCAUGUGUCGGACCUCCCUGCUGGUUUCUCUGUGUGUUCACCUGCGCUGCUCCAAUCUAGCCUGGAGUUCCCCUUCAGCCAGGCACAGACAGAGCUCCAACACCAGGUCGGUCAGGGACGGGUCUCUCCCUGUGGGGCAGGUACUGUUGCAUGGUCAAAUACACACACACACACACACUAAUGUGAAAGAACAGAGUGAACCACUUUUGUAUCAUUCAUGUGAAAUAAAAUUACUUAAAUCUCCAUUUACCCAAAUUAAACAGAGUUUAUAUCAUGAACCUUUUACCCAUGAGAGGGAAAUUAAAAUUUGACAGCUCCAGUAAAUCUGACAUUACGAUAAAUAUUAAGGGUCUGAAGUUAAAGGCUUUUAGUCAAAGUUAUACAACAUGAACGUGUGUCAUGGAUAGCGCUUUAUCAGAGACCCUCAAAGCGCUUUACAUUGGAUACAUCAUUCAUUCAUUCACACAGUCACACUUUGGUUUGGCUUUAAAUUUCACUAAAGAUUUAAAAUCCUCUUUUUUGGUCUCAUGUUAAAUGUUGAGAUCAAAAAGAAGAUUUUAGAGUUUAGAGAUGAUUUUGACCAGCGUUGGUUGUAUUCUUGGUAUGUUUUACACAUGUUGGUGUCCAGAGUUGUGUUUAAACAGGGUGUCUGCGGGGUCUUAAAAAGUCUUACAAUGUCUAUAAUCAAACAAUUUGAAUUUAAGGCCUCUUAAAAUAUCAUAAAAUGUCUUAAAUACAAUUUUGAAAGGUCUUAAAAAUGUAUCAACUCUACUUAUAAAUAAAUAACGUGCCACAGGAAUUGAGAUUGAUUUAAUGUCAUGUAAAAUGUUCUGAAUUCCCUUCAUGUCUUUCAUACUUUUUUGCCAGUAUGGAUAUAAAAUGAGUUUUAACUUGUAUUCAUUAAGGUCUUUAAAAAGUUAAAAACGUCUUAAAUUUGACUUGUUGAAAGCUUCAGAGACCCUGUUAAUAGAGUUUCAUUGGAUUCAUUAGGCUGCAAGGAGCUGGUUUUGUUAGCUUGGUAUUUUUUCUGAGAGGAAACAGACCAAAACAAGUUUAUGCCUGGUGAUGAUUUCCCUCUGUGUGAAGUAUCAACACUGUCUGAAACCACUUUGAGACUUGUAUCUAAGCGGUUUUAAUUGUCACAUUAAAAAUUGAGUUACAUCACAUGUUAUUUCAACACCUGACAACCAAGACAAAAAACACAAAAACAGAUGUACGCAAAUAACAAGAAAGCAGCUGCAAGAAAAUGAGUUGAAGUCAAAAACAAACAGAGACAAGAGUGCAAAGUCUGCUAAACAAGAAGAGAUGUAGAGCUCCAUAUGUAUCAGAAGGGGGCGCCAUAUUUUCUUAGCUUUGUCAAGAUUUCCAUGCACCAGAAAUAUAAUCUUUCCUCUUGACCUGGAAAAUAAGAUAUUUCACAUCCAGACAAACAGCAGAAGGAAAAGUAUUUCAUGUUUUCACAGGUGUCCCUCAAAACAUGACAACAGUGUCAGUCUGCUGUGUUUAAGUGUCUUAUUUAGAUUCAUAACAGUGAAAUGAUCGACAGUCAAUAAUGAGCAAGACAUGAGCUUUUGAUGACGAAAACUGGGAACACUUUAUUGAGUUUGAGUCUGAGAUGAUGCUCAAAGUGUUGGUGUUAAAAUUAAAUCCUUCAGGAAGACCUUUUGUUGAUUUGUUAAACAUUCAUUCUAUCCAAAUGUGACUGCUCAUAAAAAACACUCCUCUGUAUCAGAUCACACAGCCAUACAGGUGCAGGACAGAUUGGGAAAAGAGCAACAAGCUGAUAAAUGUUGUUGAAACUGAUGUAGGUAACAAAAACAUGUGUCACCGUCAUUUCACCGGUGGUUGUUGCUGGACCCCACAAAAUCUCAAACAGCCGGUCAUUAUCCAGGUCUGGUUGCAAUUUUCACUCCACACAAGUCUCUUUGCUCAGUUUAACAAACUUGAUCACAUCAAAGAUAAACAACCCUCCUGUUUGAUCACAUGCUCACCAGAUGGAGACAUUUGGGGAAAAUUUAACCUCCAAUUAUCUCAGUUAACAAUUUUAAUAUCUGAAACCCUGGAUGACCAGAUCAAGAAUUUCAGCCACCAGUUACAUCCUUGACCUUGGAGACGAUGUCUUUAUUUGUUUACCAUCUGGUACAAAGUCUGUGUCUCCUUGAAAGUCAUAAAAGGGUAAGAAUGCUCAAAAAUGUGCAUGAAUAUACACAGUGAUUUUAAAAUAUGCACAUUAUUGUGACUGUGUCUCAGACGACAAAGGCAUCAGACAUUUUGUUUGAUCAUCAGGUAACCAUAUAUUCUCAGUUUUUUUCAGAAUUAACCCUAAAAAUACAGUAUUUAUACUUUUUUAAAGGUCAUUUGCUGUUGGAGGUUUUGUUUCUCGAGUAAAAGUUGUGGUCAUGUGUUUCAGCCAUAAGUUGGUGUAAUGUUCCUGAGCAGCCACUGGAUGUCACUGCAAACGGUUUUAAACAUGGAGUCACUAAGAAGGUCCUGGGCACCGCCAAAGCCAGGUGAAGCCAAUGCGCUCACAUCAGGCGUAAACAUCAUUAAUGAGAAUUCAUUAUUUAGCUUUGUUAUUGUUCUCACCACAGUGAGGUUAUAUUCUAACAUCUCAGUGUGUCUCCAGGUCUCUCUUGUGUAAACUGGAGCUUUUUCAUUCCUUCCUGUCUCUGGUAUCAGCAACUGACCCCGCAGCACUUCCUGACUCUCUCAGGUAAGAAAACAAAAGGGUCUUUCAUGAUCUUGCUGUGGCUUCAAACAGCAUCAUCUAAUCAGAGCAACCGAGAACAGAGGGAUUUAAGAUCCUCUGGCUGUCAAAAUGUGUGCUUUAGGGUAGAUCUUGUCUCAUCUGCUGAAGUAUAGGGUGACAGUAACAAAAAAAAAACAGUAAAUGAUAAUAAAAACAAUCAAAGAUCAGCAAUCACUGCUGCCAGUUUGACUGCGCUGGGAGUUAUUUCAUAAUGCUGUCAGACAGAUUAUAGAAUAAUCUUAGUCUGUCAGUGCAAAAACAAACACUUUUAGAAGGGCUCCCACGCAAGUAUGGAAAAGUAUGGAAGUAAUUUGAUCAGUUUCUAGGUCUUAAAAAGUAUGGUAAAUGAAAAAUAAAGUAUGGAAAAUAUUUAUGUUAACAGACUAUAUUAUCGCAGUAAUAAAAUACUGUUUUCUAAAAAUAGAAAAGUAGGAAUUUCCAAACAUGAUUUCUAAAAAGUAGGGUAAAUUCCAAAUGUGUAGGAACCCUGUUUUAGAGUAUGUGCUUUACUCCCAUUACAUCCUUUACAGUCCAUGUUGUGAUCACAAACUAAAGCAGUAAAUUCCAAAACAAAUCAUUACAGUUCAUAAAAAACAGGGUCCAGGUUCACUAAUAGCUGAUUUUUACUUUUACUUUUGAGGGUCUGGUAGAAUGAGAGAUCCAAGCUGGAGCUUUGGUGGCACCUGUAAAGUGUUGAGUUGUGCUUUUUGAUUCAUUUUGACCUAACUAAUGAGUCUGGUGUGUUAUUUUACUAAUGUGUGUGACCCUCCUGUGCCUCUGUUUACUACUCAGGUUUUUUUCUUUUUUGUGUAUGUGAACGAUGUCCCCGGUAUUCCUCCCAAGAGAGUAUCAAGUGUCAGAUAGCUCACUUUGUUGAGAUUACCCAACAAAUUGUGUGUGUGCGUGUAUGUGUGAGUGGGUGUGUGUAUUCAGAUGUGUGUUUGUGUCAUUGUGUGUGCUAAUGACUGAGAAACAUCUCCAAAAGGCAGAACAGUGGCUUCUCUGUCUAUUAGAGUUUUAGCCGAUAACCUGAUCCCAUCCCAGCCUGGCCCACUGACGGAUCAACAGAACACACUCAUGCACACACAUUCAGCUGGCCCCCUCACACAAAGACAACAUUAUCUGCAAUGAAAAAGUAUAUCGGAUUAGAAGAAGCAAUAAGGUAGCAGGGAGUCUCCGCUUUUGUCUGCAUUGUUUUUAUAGCAUGACUUUAACGUGGGCAGCAAGAUCCAAACUGUCUUGUUAAGAUCGACUCUUCAUGCCGUGACUCGAGUAACUUGAUGCUGAUUCUUACAUGUUGAUCCUCUAACAGGUAACCUUUUUUUUUCACACCAAAAAAAUUUGACUCCUACAAAAAACAGGUGUUAUUAUCAAUGAUGCCUCUGUUCUGUUUAUGACUCCUAAUAAUAAGCCAAACGGCAUAAACCAGGACUGAAAACUGAAAGAGCUGUGAUUGGCUGAAAACACCAACAGUGAAAACACAGGACGCAUCGACCCCUGUUCGAGUCCCAUCAUCAAAAAAAAACAUAAACAUUUAUUCUUAAGAUUUUGAAAACAAACUGUUUUAGUGUUAGAGUUUUUUUAGGAGGCAAAAAAAGCAGUUUUGGGUUUUAUCAAAGUUCUACAGGCAGCCCAGGAAUAAAAAGUAGGUAAAUUGCAGCACAAGAGAGCAAGUUUAGGCAGAUGUGACUCAGUAGAGUCAAAAACCCAUCAAUCACAGUGGUAAGUCCUCCCCUCAUGCUUGUUUCUGUGUAUUUUUCAGGAGAGCAGAUCUGCAGACAUACUUGGACUAUAAGCAGGCAGCUCAGUCGUACCAACAGGCCCGUCAGCAGCUGCACAGCCAGGCUUUCCCUCUGUGGCCAUGCAGCAGCAGAGAUCUUUUGCUCUUUCGCUGAAAGCCCUGUAUCUGAAGCUGAAGUGUCCUUCUCAGGGGCGAUGAGAAAGUGCCUGUGUUCGUAGUGAGAACUCACAAGUCAAAUGUCAAAAUAACCUGCUGGUCUGAGUGGACUGUUAUUCUUCCAGGUCUGAUCCUGGGUCUGUGAAACUCUCUUCAAGUGACGGACGGUAGAAACAAAGCCUCUGGUUAAUGAGAAAAACACCCUGAAUCAUGACGACAAACUUGUCUACUUUUACCUUAGCAGAGUUCAUUUCUCAGCACUUGUUGGGUCAGCUGGUCUGUCCGCAUAAAUAGUGUUUGACUGUUUUAGACUCUCUCACGACUCACAACAGCAGGACGCUGAGCUCUGUCCUGCUGUUCAGAGAGGUUGAUGACCGCUCCUCUGUGUCCUCAGAUGAUGCUUUCUUCUUUUUAAAUGAGCGUAAAAUGUUGUGACUGCAACUGUGAGGGAUUCACACUGUUUAAACACAACUGGACACACCUGUCUGCAACUGGACACAGCUCUAAGUCUGACACCCUGUCCUAGUUUGAAUGUAGUUUGAAUGUUCUCCUGUGUGGGUGACUGAAGACAAAACGUAUUCAGAGACAAUUGUUGCUGUUAAUGAUCUGUAUACCUGACCUGGGUCUUACUAUUUCAAGUCGUGGACAUUUGUCUCACACAUGGGGAUACAGAGUCAAAUGUCAGCUUAACAGUUGGGUCCUUCUCAUGUCCAGACAUCAAACUGUGAUGGACUGGAGUUUUCAGGUGAGUAUUUGAAGUAAUCUGAGGUUUUUCAGAUGUGGUCUGGGGGGUUCUUGUGAAGGGAAUCCUUAAAAUGAUUAACCCAUACUGAGUCAUUUUGAUUUUUUUGAUGCAUGCAUGAAAUUCUGCAUUUCUGCCUCAGGUUAGCUCAAAGAAAUCAACCAUGGCUCUGUAACCGCUGUUGUAUUUUUUUAUAACAGGGUUUCAAGUUUUAGGGCCUUUCCUGAUAGUGAAUUAUCAGUGAACUUCAAGUAGUUCAACUGAUGGUAAAGCAGCAUGUCUUAGUACCUUGUUAUGGUUGAACUAUAUAAUACAGAAUUGAUUUAGUAAAACAAACAAAAAAAGGUCCUUGCCGUCUUUUCGAAGUCCUGUUUUGGGGCAGUUUGCCUAUAUUAGAUAUGAUAACUGGACUAAACAGGAAAUGUGGGGAGUAGAGAGUGGGAGAGGACAUGUAUGCAAAGGUCUGUGGCCAGGAAUCAAACAUGCAACCACGGUGACAAGGACAGUAGUCUCUAGACUAGGCAAUUUUUUUUUACUUGUUUUGAUUUAUCAUUGCACCUUUUUUUUUUUUUUUACAACUAACUCCUUUCGAUGGAAAUUGUCCUCAGUUCCCUCUCAUCCUGAUGGCUUGAAGGCCUGCCCAGACAGUGCAUGUCUCCUGAGUAUUGAUUACUGUUAUUCAUUCACAAAUGUACACAGAACUUUUUUCAUAUCAUGUUGGAGGUCACCAGAAACACACCGCAACAUUCAUGGACUCUUUUUAUGUCAGUUUUUGACAGCUGGAUAUCGCACACCAAACCAAAACAGAAAAGACCUCGACAGUAUUUUCCUUUUAUUUGACAUGAAGCCCUUUUUGUAAAUAAAAAUCUACAAUUCUG
Molecule: messenger RNA, 10868 nt
Organism: Xyrichtys novacula (pearly razorfish)
Lineage: Eukaryota; Metazoa; Chordata; Actinopteri; Labriformes; Labridae
Source: the annotation of a GenBank genome assembly